GUGUUAGGUUUGGCGAACAGUACGAGAAAGGGAAAGGAGAAAAAAAAUCUCUGUUUUCCCGCUCCUCGUUCUUCUUGAAAAACCAAGCACAGUAAGGAGGAGGAAAAGGAGGUCAAAGGGAGGGGGGAGAGGAGGUUAGAGGAGGAUGCGGGGGUGGUUUUGGAGCUCUGGAAAUGGAUACGCCAGAGCGGAGUAAGGUGGUGACGCCGAUCUCUAAGUUUGAGGAUUCUCCGGUAUUCAACUUCAUCAAUAAUUUGUCUCCUAUCCAGCCAGUUAAAUCAGUAAAUGCUGCGCAAACAUUUCAUUCACUGAGUUAUGCAUCUAUUACUUCAAUAUUUACUUCACCACAUGUCAAUCCACAAAAGGAGUUGAGGUCUUUGUUAAGGCAUUCUUUCUCGGAACUACCAAAACAUGAGACUUCUUCUGACAUUGACAACGGUCAUGGUUUAUGUGUUGGGGAAGCACAAGCUAUUAGAUCAUCUGGUUGCACUGUAAAAUGCUCUCUCAAUGAAGCAAAUCUUGACCCCCCAGAUGAAUGUCCUGAUGUAUCAAGUGAUCUGGCAAAAUCUGAGCCUUGUGAUGGUGGGAGUCCCAACCACAAUAUCACACCCUUCUAUAUUGCCAGAUCUGAUCUCAAGUGGGACGUGAGUCUGGAUAAAAGAAAAGGUUUAUUUCUCACUCAAGUUGAGCAUCAGGAUAAACAUGACUCUAAGCCAAAUGAGGAAGAGUUGACACAGUGUGGUUGGGAGAACUUGAUUGGUGAUGAUGCAGACAAUCUUUUGAUUUUUGACCCUUCCACUGAAGCAGAUGCUUUCGAUGGUCCAAAUGAAAAUUCACAAGAAAAUGAUGUGAAGCUCUGUAACUCAUUUCCAUCUAGCCUCCAACGAGAUGUUGCUGAUGAUGUGGCAGAAGGAUUGCAGCUUAAUGUUUCUUUUCUCCCUUGUCCUGAAGAAAUGAAUAGUGUACCUGAUGUAGAUCAUAUAAAAGAGCAAGUUGAAAUGGAUCAGACACCUCAAAUUUUCUUAGAGAAUUUUCAGAAUCACUCUUUAACAAGUGACAGAAAUCAUAAAUUAGACUAUGGCUUCACCUCUGGCAUUUCAAUAGCCUGCAAGGUUGAAUUUCAGCAACAACGUGGCACGAGGAGGCGCUGUCUAAACUUUGAGGUACCUGGGGUUCCUAAAAUGAGCCUGCAAAGUGACUCAACUUCCCAUAAUUUGAUCUCUUGCCCAUCCGAUGAAGAACAUCCAUCUGUUGACAGCCACCCAGUUCCUUUGAGGGCGGGAUCACCAUGCAUGUUGCCUGGCAUUGGCUUACAUUUGAAUACUCUUGCAAAAACCUCUAGGGAUAAAUUGCUUACUCGAGGAGCAAUGCUUUCUGGGAGAAGGUUAAUCAGUAUGCCAAGUUCUGCUGGCCCUUUAUCUCCAUUCACUGGGCAGGAACAUCAGGAUAAGUCCUUAUCCAUCCAAAGGGACCUCGAACUUCCUGGGAAUGAAAUUCAGGAUCUUAUGAUAGUGCAAAAUGAUGCCUCAGAAGUGCCUGCACUUACUUACGGUGAAGAUUUGCGUCCGAUUAGCCCCAAAAAGAAAAGGCGGAAAUCAGAGAUUGGUUCUGAAAGCGAUUCUUGCAAGCGUUGCAACUGUAAGAAGUCACAAUGCCUGAAGCUGUACUGUGAGUGCUUUGCUGCUGGAGUAUUCUGUGUUGAACCAUGCUCUUGUCAAGGUUGUUUCAACAAGCCCAUUCAUCAAGAAAAGGUCUUAACUACUCGUAAGCAGAUAGAAUCUCGGAAUCCAAUUGCAUUUGCUCCAAAAGUAAUAAGGGCAUCAGAGUCUUCUUGUGACACUGGGGAAGACACAAACAAGACUCCUGCUUCUGCCAGGCAUAAAAGAGGAUGUAAUUGCAAAAAGUCUAGCUGCCUAAAGAAAUACUGUGAAUGCUAUCAGGGUGGCGUUGGAUGCUCGGUUAGUUGUAGAUGUGAAGGGUGUAAGAAUGCAUUUGGAAGGAAAGAUGGUAUUUCAUUAUUGGGUGAUGAAGAGUUUGAUCAAGAGGAAGAAAAGAAUGCAUGUGAAGAAACUGAUAAACCUGAUGAAGGUCAACAAAAUGCUAAUAUUCAGACUGACAUACCCCAAUUCCCAGAAAACAUGUCACAGUCGACACCAACUCAAGAUUUCAGGCCCCCUCAAACUUUGGCUCCUACAGUUGGAGAUUCUUCUCAAUUGGAGUCAUGCACAACUCUCAGAAAUUGUGACAUUCCACUUCCUCAAUGUGGUAAAUUUGGAAGUCUCGGGAAGUCUAUUUUGGGGGAUGACACUCCGGCAAUCUUAAGAGGCAACAGAUCACUGAUCAGUGGUGUCAAGGCUUCAUCUCCUAACCGGAAGAGAGUCUCCCCUCCGCACAUUGGUACUCGGUUGACUCCAAACCAUAAAGGAGGAAGGAAAUUGAUAUUGAAGUCAAUUCCUUCAUUCCCAUCUCUGAACACUGAUGUGAACAGUGAAAAUCCAAUGAAAUAAUACAACAAUUUUCCUGAGAUUGCCAUGGAUCAUCAUCCAACCCGGAUGCAGAUAAACUGCAUUAAAUAUCAAGAGUUCGGAAAUGGUUUUAUCAUCUGAAUGGCUGUAAAUUUUCGUUUCAACUAGUUAGCUCCAGUUGAGGUAUUUUCCUAAAUAUAUCUGCAGUGUGUAUUUCUUUAUGUUUGUGUGGUUUAUCUAAUAUCUUUACCAUGUGUCUAUUCCAUGACGCAUAAACAAUAAAGGUGUGCCUUUUAUUGAUAAUA
Molecule: messenger RNA, 2770 nt
Organism: Dioscorea cayenensis subsp. rotundata (Guinea yam)
Lineage: Eukaryota; Viridiplantae; Streptophyta; Magnoliopsida; Dioscoreales; Dioscoreaceae
Product: protein tesmin/TSO1-like CXC 2
Exons: 11
Coding region: 174-2507 (777 amino acids)
Molecular function (GO): DNA-binding transcription factor activity
Source: RefSeq, a predicted model, not a curated record